This is a messenger RNA of Pipistrellus nathusii (Nathusius's pipistrelle), 2775 nucleotides long. The record is from the annotation of a GenBank genome assembly. Lineage: Eukaryota; Metazoa; Chordata; Mammalia; Chiroptera; Vespertilionidae.
AUGGCAGCUCCCUCCCUGGACUUCGGGGACGUGGAAACUUUCCUGGACAGGCACCCAGAGUUGCUGGAAGAUUACUUGAUGCGGAAGGGGAAGCAGGAGCUGGUGGACAAGUGGCUGCAGAAGCACAGCCAGGGUCAGGGGGCUUUAGGCCCGAGGCCUGGCCUGGCCGGCCCCGAAGGCAUGGCUCCCGGCGGUGGCAGAGGCAGCAGCAGCAGCAGCGUUGGUGGUGGCACUGGACCAAGUGGCUCUGGCAGCAGCCAGCCCCCUCCGGGUGGUGGGGACUGUGGAGGGGCUCCCCUGAGUCCCAGUUGGGCCAGUGGCGGCCUGGGGGAUGGGAACCUGCAGCGGAAAGCUUCUCAGAAGGAGUUAAGGAAGAGUUUUGCCCGCUCCAAAGCCAUCCACGUGAACAGGACCUACGAUGAACAGGUGACCUCGCGGGCCCAGGAGCCCCUGAGCAGCGUGCGGCGGAGGGCGCUGCUCCGCAAGGCCAGCUCCCUGCCUCCCACCACAGCCCACAUCCUCAGCGCCCUGCUGGAGUCCAGAGUGAACCUGCCUCAGUAUCCCCCUACGGCCAUGGACUACAAGUGCCACCUCAAAAAGCACAACGAGCGCCAGUUCUUUCUGGAACUGGUCAAGGAUAUCUCCAAUGACCUUGACCUUACGAGCCUGAGCUACAAGAUCCUCAUCUUCGUCUGCCUCAUGGUGGAUGCUGACCGCUGCUCUCUUUUCCUGGUGGAAAGGGUGGCUGCCGGCAAGAAGAGCUUGGUCUCCAAGUUGUUCGAUGUGCACGCGGGAACCCCACUGCUGCCCUGCAGCAGCACAGAGAACUCAAACGAGGUGCAGGUCCCCUGGGGCAAAGGCAUCAUUGGCUAUGUCGGGGAGCAUGGAGAAACCGUCAACAUCCCUGAUGCCUACCAGGAUAGAAGAUUCAAUGAUGAAAUCGACAAGCUAACUGGAUACAAGACAAAAUCACUAUUGUGCAUGCCUAUCAGAAGCAGUGAUGGUGAGAUUAUUGGUGUGGCCCAAGCAAUAAAUAAGAUUCCUGAAGGUACUCCAUUUACUGAAGAUGAUGAAAAAGUUAUGCAGAUGUAUCUUCCAUUCUGUGGAAUUGCUAUAUCUAAUGCUCAGGUAUUUGCUGCCUCCAGGAAAGAAUAUGAAAGAAGCAGGGCUUUGCUAGAGGUGGUUAAUGACCUCUUUGAGGAACAGACUGACCUGGAGAAAAUUGUUAAGAAAAUAAUGCAUCGGGCCCAAACUCUGCUGAAAUGCGAGCGCUGUUCUGUUUUACUCCUGGAGGACAUCGAGUCACCAGUGGUGAAGUUUACCAAAUCCUUUGAAUUGCUGUCCCCAAAGUGCAGUGCCGAAGCUGAGAACAGUUUCAAAGAAAGCAUGGAGAAGUCAUCAUACUCCGACUGGCUGAUAAAUAAUAGCAUUGCGGAGCUCGUGGCCUCCACAGGCCUUCCCGUGAACAUCAGUGAUGCCUACCAGGACCCCCGCUUUGAUGCCGAGGCUGACCAAAUAUCUGGUUUUCACAUAAGAUCCGUUCUCUGCGUACCUAUUUGGAAUAGCAGCCACCAAAUAAUUGGAGUGGCUCAAGUGUUAAAUAGACUUGAUGGAAAGCCUUUUGAUGAUGCAGAUCAACGACUUUUUGAGGCUUUUGUCAUCUUUUGUGGCCUGGGCAUCAACAACACAAUUAUGUACGAUCAAGUGAAGAAGUCCUGGGCCAAGCAGUCUGUGGCUCUUGAUGUGCUGUCAUACCAUGCGACAUGUUCAAAAGCUGAAGUUGACAAGUUUAAGGCAGCCAACAUCCCUUUGGUGUCAGAACUUGCCAUCGAUGACAUACAUUUUGAUGACUUUUCUCUCGACGUUGAUGCCAUGAUCACAGCUGCCCUUCGGAUGUUCAUGGAGCUGGGGAUGGUUCAGAAAUUUAAAAUCGACUAUGAGACCCUGUGCCGGUGGCUUUUAACAGUGAGGAAGAAUUACCGAAUGGUUCUGUACCACAACUGGAGACACGCCUUCAACGUGUGCCAGCUGAUGUUUGCGAUGUUGACCACCGCUGGGUUUCAAGAGAUUCUGACCGAGGUGGAAAUUCUCGCGGUGAUUGUGGGAUGCCUGUGUCAUGACCUCGACCACAGGGGAACCAACAAUGCCUUCCAAGCUAAGAGCGGCUCUGCCCUGGCCCAACUCUAUGGAACCUCCGCCACCUUAGAGCACCACCAUUUUAACCACGCGGUGAUGAUCCUUCAGAGUGAGGGUCAUAACAUCUUUGCUAAUCUGUCCUCCAAGGAUUAUAGUGACCUCAUGCAGCUUUUGAAGCAGUCGAUAUUGGCAACAGACCUCACGCUGUACUUUGAGAGGAGAACUGAAUUCUUUGAACUUGUCAGUAAAGGAGAAUACGAUUGGAACAUCAAACCCCAUCGUGAUAUAUUUCGAUCAAUGUUAAUGACAGCCUGUGACCUUGGAGCCGUGACCAAACCGUGGGAGAUCUCGAGACAGGUGGCUGAACUUGUAACCAGUGAGUUCUUCGAACAAGGAGAUCGGGAGAGAUCAGAACUCAAACUCACCCCUUCAGCUAUUUUUGAUCGGAACCGGAAAGAUGAACUGCCUCGGUUGCAACUGGAGUGGAUCGAUAGCAUCUGCAUGCCUCUGUACCAGGCCUUGGUGAAGGUCAAUGUGAAACUGAAGCCGAUGCUGGAUUCGGUGUCUGAGAACAGAAGUAAAUGGGAAGAGCUGCACCAGAAAAGGCUGCUGGUCUCAGCUGCCUCCCCCAGUAACUAA